CAGUAAUUGAUAUCAUCCGGGAACGUGUUUUAAGAAAAGAUGGCGGCCAACUCAAAGAAGCAGGUUGUAGGAGCAGCAAAUGCAACCAAAGCAUUAGACGAAGAAGACUCGGUUGUCUUCGUGUACGACCGCAGAAAAGGCAAUGAACCAGAGAGGAAAAUUGACAUUGGAGGGGUGUUCAAUUUUCCGACGUUUAAGGAGCGUAUUCGGCAGGAAUUCAACAUUAGCAACAACAUCCAUUUUGUGAUAGCAACAACAAACCGAGAGGAAAUAAAAGACAAUGGGGGAUAUGAGGAACUUAUUGAUUCUGGUGACACACUAUACAUCCUCAAUCACAUCAAUCAGAAUCUGCCAGCCCCUGCCAAGGAGAGAGUGGAGUUCCUGCCUCACUAUGACACACUGGUCAAGAGCGGAAUGUAUGAAUACUAUGCCAGUGCAGGACAAAACCCCCUGCCAUUUGCCUUUGCAGAGUUAAUUGAUAAUUCCCUGACAGCAACUUGCGACAAUCUGGGACCCAGGACAAUUGAACUAAGAUUGUUUUUGGAUGAAUCAGGAGAUAAGAGUAUGAUUUGUAUCAUAGACAACGGCAAAGGCAUGACAUCCAGGCAGCUAAACAACUGGGCCAUCUACCGUCUCUCCAAAUUCAUCCGCAAAGAGAGGAGACCGAAACAGACUGAUGAUGAUGACAACAGGUCCAAUUCACCUGCCAACGAAGCGGUACCUCGUUCACUCACAAGCGACAUCUCAUACUUUGGUGUUGGUGGCAAACAAGCCAUAUUCUUCAUCGGCCAAGGCACAAGGAUGAUCACAAAGCCUAAAGACUCCAGAGAUGUGCACGAACUGACAAUAUCCAAGGAGGAGUUUGAGAGACGAGAGAAGAAUCGGGAGUCCAUCUACAGCGGUUUUAUCAGCAACAGACCAGUGGGCGAUGCUCGUCACUUGGGCAGUGAUGAUCAGAACCUGAAGAAUUUGAUCAAAGAAGAAAUCGGCAAGGAGAGUUUCACUCAUGUCAUCAUCACCGGUAUUAAUUCACACCACAUACACUAUCUCAAGCAUGACUUCGUGGGAUGGUGCCGACAACUGGCGCAUAUUUACCAUUACUACAUCCAUGGUCCCCGUGGCAACGAAGCCUCUGGGUUGGGGAACAAACGGCCCAUAAGCCCCUUCAAGAAUAUCGACAUCACCGUGGAGAUUCACGAACGAGGCAAGACGCCGCGUGUUAUCAGCCUCCGAGAUAUCAAGGAUGAUAUGCAAACAAAGUACAUCCGUAGUGCUAUUGACUCGUUUGAAUUCCGAGCCGUAGUGGAAGGCACUGGAAUUGUUGAAGGGAUUCUGAGAUAUCAUCCAUUCCUGUAUGACAAGGAGACGUUCCCUGCUGUAGAUUCAAUUCCUGGAGUUGAUGGAGACGUUAUUGAGGAGGAAGACUAUUAUAAUGAGGACAGACCAGCUAGAGGAAAUCGACCCAUCUUUGAAUGUUACUGGAGUGGAAGACUCAUCCCUUACACAUGCGUUGAGAAUUUUGACUGGUGUUCCGCACCUAAGAAGCGGGGGCCCAUCCCUGUGGAGUGCUACAACAGAAUCUCAGGGGUGCUGUGGACCAAUGACAAGUUUGAAGUCAGUACCAACAAGUUGACCUUCAUUGACCUGGAGGUCAGACUGAAGGAUAAAAACACAAUCUUCCAGAAGAUUGUCCUGGGCCAGGCCCAGCGCGUGAAGAUUGACCGUCAGUUCCAUGAAUGGUUGAGGGAAUGUCAUGAGACCUAUGACAAGCAGGUAAAAUUCUGCAGCUUUGAGGGAGCCAUCGCCCGGCCAGAGAUCGCCGUCAAGAGACAGCAGUCGCCCUGGGCCGUCUACAAGGCCAUCGAGUGGGACGGUAAAAUCUUCAAGAGAGGCCAGCUGGUACGGACGUUUCGUACUGUUCCCAUCAUCACAGGUACCAUCAAGCGGUUUCUCCUGUAUGGACACCAUGAGGGGGAUGUCUUUGCCACAGGUGGAGAAAUGGAGAUUGCACAGGAGCCAAAAUUGCUCUACGAUGAGGUGAAGGUCGUCCCCCUGUCCAAGUUGGAUCGGUCAGCUAAUGACAGGAUCUUGAAACGAUUCAUCGAGGAAGAAGAGGGAAAGUUGCCAGAGAAACUGAUUGUCACCUGGCCUGAAGGUAACCAAGUCAAGCAAGGAGACAGGAUGGCUGCUGGAAGCACAGUUGGCGCCAUCCAAGUGGACAUCAAGAAUCGUAAAGGCGAGUCAAUUUCCCGCCUUCCCGGAUCACACCUUGCUGCUAAGAAACUUUUGGUGGAACUCAAAGUCAUCCUACACACUCCCAAUGGUGAGGAGGAGCUGGUCUCUCAUCUUAGUCAGUACGUCAAGGCGUGGUCCUAUUGGUUCAAGAGAAUGGAGAACAUGAAGAAUCUUGGGGAUCACACCAUCAAGAUCCAGGUUGUCCUGAAUGAGAGUGGAGUAACAGCGUUUGGCGGUAGGCCACUGCCCAACCACAAGAUCAAAUUCAGCAUCACAGAGGCUCCACCCAGCAAAUUCAGCGUGGGAUUGUUGGACCCGCCCUUCAGAGUGGGUGUUCCCUUCAACAUCCCACUGGAACUCCAAGAUGAGUUCAACCACUCCACCAAGCCGGUGCCCAACAUGAAGCCGGUCCUUGAGGCAAGCGGUCUCGAGCUGAGCUACGCCGGCGUGCAAGCCAGAGGAACCACACUGCUCGUCAAGGAUGUGACGGCCAUCGGUGAUGUAGGCUCCUUUCAGGGAAAGAAUUUUAACUUCAAAGUGACUCUCCCAGGCCUGGCCUUCCCAACACAGACCCUGAAGAUAAGACUAUCUCCAGGUCAACCUCACUCCCUUCAUGUUCCUACAUUCGUUGAAGAGAUCUCCAUUGAGAAUGGUCAGGCACUGAAUGUGACGAUCGAGGUUAGAGACAAGGCAGGGAAUAUCACUGUCCACCCAAAGCUGGAUGUCACCUGUAAGUUCCUUGGUGCUCCCGGGUUGCCAACAUACUGUGGCGAUUGUAGCACAGGAAAGACUACGCUGACAGGCAACAUCAUCUUCUUCAAGAACCUGAAGAAAGGGCAGAAGAUAACGGCCAAAGUCUGGCUCCCGAAUUUCAGUGACAUCUCACCUAUUGAGAAGGUCAUCCAAGUCCUACCCAAUUCCAAUCCUCACUACAUUGACAUGUGGUACACAGAAAACUCAGGGUCAACCAAACUCAGACAUCAGCAGGAGUUGAGAUGGCCGGCUGGAGACCACAUCAAGGGAAUUUUGUUUGCCUUGUUUGAUGAGGGCUUCCGACAGAUCAAGAUCAGCCCAGAGAUUGCCAGCAAGGUCAAGGUCAGCUGGAUGCCCAGACUCAGUCAUGAGAAGGUGCAGCAAGGAAUCUUGCCUGACAUCAAGGUGCCUGCCUCGGCCGCUGAGGCUAAAUAUGUCCAGCUCAGUCUAUCGGAUGGAUCGGGUUUGGAGUUUGGCUUCACAAUCAGACCUGAGCCAGGUGAAGUCUCACAGAUCAAGUGCGUUUGUCAGGGCAGCAAGAAGGUUCGGUUGGGAGAGGUCUUGGAUGGAGACAUCAUCGUCAAUGUGACAGAUUCUCAUGGGAACCCAAUCAAGAAGGUUCCCCACGGAGCUCUCAGCCACCUGGAGGUGACGGGGGAAGGUCUGAAGACCAAGCAGCUUCAGAAGUUCAUUAUACCCAAUACGGGCUUUGCCUUACGUCAAGUCCGCUUUGAAGGGGGUCCAUUAGGACAGCGUGAGCUGUGUGUUAAGUACCAUGACUUCACAGAGUAUGUGAAGCUACAAAUGCUGGCUGGACCACCCACCAAGCUAUCAUUCAUCGACACUUCUCUCUAUGAGCCCGUGUCAGUCUUCAGUGGUUCCAGGAUAGACAAGAACUUGACCGUCCAGCUCUGUGACGAAAAUGAUAAUCCCACCUCUGACACCAAUGCCCGCAUGACACUAACGGGUUCCAGCGGCUUGGAUAACGUCAACCUGCAGAUGAAAGCUGACAAGGACGGCCGGGCAGGAUUUGGCAGGCCUAUCAUCUCAGCUGCCACUGGCCACCAUAAGCUGACCAUCAAGGCCAUUGUUGGCCGGAAUGUGCUGGUCAGCACAGUGGACAUAUACAUCCAGCCUGACCCUAACAAACCAACCGCGGUCUUUGUCGAGUUUGAAAAAAUACCGUCACUGAUUGUUGGAGACUUCUUCCCAGCAUUCGACGUGAGAGUAGAAGCAGAAGACGGUAGUGUGUUCCUGAAGCUGCCUCCCAAGAACGUCCUGAUGAGACUCUGGAAAGUUGACACCUCCUCCCAGACCAAACCCUCCCCAGAAGCAGUGUCAUAUGUCCCAGACAACAGGCAGCAAGAUGACAAACCUGGACACUUCUACUUCAGGAAGAGGAAGGCCCCAGAAGUUGCUGGCCAUUACAACAUGUUCUUCCAGGUCAUGAUAGGCCAUCAGGACACCAUCAUUAGUGAAACACUGAGCUUCGUGGUCCAUCCUGGCCCACCAGUCAAACUGGUACCCGACAGCCAUCAGCCCAUGGUCACUGUGUCCAACACUCAGAAAUCACUCAGUCGAUCACUAGUACGAACACUCAAGUUACAACUCAAGGACCAGUAUGGCAAUGCUACAGGAAGCAAUGUCUCAGGGAAGGUAGUGGUCAGCCUGUGUGGUGAUGGAGGCAAUGAACUGCCCAUGCUGGUGGGCAACAAGUCUUCAGCUGAGUUCAGCAUGACCAAAGGGGUGGUCACGGUCCAGAAUCUAGUCCUCCAGGAGAGCACCCCAGGUAAAGAUGGUGGGGAGUACUCACUGAAGGUGGAAGUGCAAAGCCCUCAACUCAAACCAACCAACGUGGAUCCUUACGUCCAACCAUUCCUCUUCUACAACGAUGCCAGGAAGCAGUACCGCAUGUCCCAGUUGACCAAGGAGAGAGACACACUGCUUCAAACCAUCAACGUCUUCCAAGGUUUCUUCCAGACGACCGACAAGCUGAUUGCGGAGAUGAAAAUGUCGGUCCAGGAAGCACAGCACAACGAGAACCAAAUCAAAUCUGAACUCAGGAAAUUGCUGAUCCAAACCAGCCAAGUCAACACAGUGGAGACUAUUCAGAGGUUAUUAAGUGAGGCUCAGCGACAACGAGAAACAAUGCUGCAGUUACCGCGACGGAAAUGUGAACUGAGCAUGUACGUUGACAUGAAUAGCAACCCGGCAAUACUUGGUAAAAUCGGUCAGUUGGCGGAGGUUGUGGACGACACCAUUGCCCACGUCCUCUCUUGGCACAUGUUAACAGACAUGGAUUGCCUGGUAGUGAGGACUUCGGAAGCAGCCAUGAAGGUCUACCAGGCCACCCAGGGACGCCAGCAAGUCCUCCCUCUGGAUUCCAUCUUCAGAAAGAGCAUCCCCAACUGGAACAGGGAGCUGCCUCACACCCGGUUCCUCAGGACUUACCAACCUCCAGGAAACCCAGUCUUUGCCAGACACCUGUUGCAAUUCCCAGCCCACGAGGAAAGCUGUAGACUAGUCUUUGGCCAGCUCCUUGGUGAUGUAAUCAUCCUGGACACUUUGGAAGAUGCUACAGCUUACCGGCGUGAGAUUGUCAACGUAACGCCCUGUCCAACCCUGCUGACGAGGGACGGAAAUCGUGUCAAGAGCAACGGCAAGUUUGGAGGAACUCACAACCAGUUCUUGCCCUUAGAGAAAAUGAAGGGGGUGAUAUUUGGAGCGCCGAUUCCUGAAGCGUGCCAUCAACUUUCCAAACAGAUAGAGCUGCUUGAGAGUCUCCUGCAGGCGACACAGAAACGCCUUGAGGUGGAGCAAGAGCUGACGGUGCAAGAGGAGGAACAGAAGUCUGCGUCCAUGCGGAACAAACGUAGGGAGUGUCAAGAGGCAGUUGAACAACUAGCGCUGGUGGAGAAGAAACUCGGUAUGAAUCAGUCGUCAGCAGAGGGCGAUGUUGGUCCAGAGAGGUCUGGUCGCCUGACUCCUCAGCAACAGCAGCAAGGUAAGCGUGUGCGUUCCUCGUCACGAUCCCCUGUGUCGUCGGUCACGGAAGAAAGCUCCCCGUCUACUCGAUCCCGUCGAACUCCCGUCUCUGGGUCAACAGGCUCUACUAAGAGACGGAGAUGAUACACUCAAGCAUGACAUCCGGUUUGAAUCGCAAAUACCCUGAAUUUUAAUUGUUUACUCCCCUAUAAAAACUAUCGACAACUUCUAGUUGGCUAGUUCUUCAUUACUGUUCUCUAUGGUUGUUAGGCUUUUGCCUUAAGAAGUUUUGUGAGGAGAGUGGAUUCUAAUAGGAUAUUUACAUAUAAUGGAUUUUUUUUUAGAAGGAAAACAGGCGUUUUAAUCCUGUUUUCAAACAAGCGUCGUUAAUACUCAAAAUAUUUUACAGCCACUGUUUAUCCUGUCUUUCUGUCAAAUUCUGGAAAAGUAGCAACUACCCAACGCUUCCAAAAGUAACUCAGUGAAAGUCAAAAGCCACUGCUACAAGUGAUACCUUGCUGAACAAAAAUGUAAUCAUUAAGAGUAAACAUCAAAUGAGUCCGUUGGCUCAAGUAGUGACAAAACGGCCACUUAUCCCACUGUUGUGAAUUUGUGUGUGUUGAAGAAAAGUGUAUAUAGUUCUUUGCAGUCUUCAAAUGACAUGGAAGUUGAAUUUACUCAAGUGUUCAAAGAUUUGGAUUCUUUGUUUCCUCUUUUUAGCAAUGUAAGUUUUAAGCAACUGGAGUGUAAAUAGAUUGUUUACAUGUAAACGUGACAAUUGAUCUCCUCUGAAGCAAUGUUGGAGAUGUCAUUUAGUUUUGUGAUGUUUUAGGUUUGGGACAAGAAAAGUGCUACCUGGCCCACUGUGUUGCUGAAAAAAAGUUGAAACUUUCAUCUUCGGCCAGUAGUGUUUUUGUGAGAGCUAAUAGAUUCCUGCAUUCAGAUGUCAUGUUGAUACCUCAAAGGUUCCGUCUCAACCCUGUUGGAGGAAGUCUUUUUUUUCUUAUUGGUGAGUGCGUACAUCAGCUGAGAAUGGCAUCAUCUCCAGCUGAGAGCUGAUAACAUUAGCUUAGCUCGGAGCUUAUUCGCAAUUCCAUUCAAAUAGUCCUCUUCAUCAGAGCAAAGUAGGGGUGCGCUGAGCCCCUAGACCAGCCAAGUUUGCAGUCUGUCGACUUCUAAUCCAAUGCAGCCCUCAACUCUUCACAUAGUUAACUGUAAAUAAUUCUGGUCGUGUGUGUUCCCUCUUUGUCUGUUACUUUCAUGUUUUAAGGUUGAUUUCCUUGUGUUUUCUACCCCUGUAAGUUGGGUUUGGCAUUAGUUAGAACUGUGCAAGGCUUGACAGAAUUGUUCAAGUACCAGGAACAGUUUUUAUGUAACGUUUGAUACGUUGUUGUGUUUUAAAAAAGGUUUUUAAAAGGGCUUUGAGAUCAGUGCAGAUUCAUACUUGACUGUUUCUUUUCUGUAGAUAGAUUUUUGUUUGAAAGUUACAAUACUUCUUAGUUAGCAUUCGGGUCGUGAUAUUUUGUUGAUAUUUCAUUAUAUUUAAUUGAUCAUCUUCACCCGUUAGCAAAAGCCACAUUUUCAGAUGCUGUGUGCACUUAUCAAGUUCAACCAACAGCACUUUAAAUGAGCAUGGUUGUCGUUUCUCUGAUUAACUUAAUACACACUUUUCAUUUCUGUGACCUUAAUCUAUCAUAUUCUAAUGCAGAAUCACAUCUGUGAAGUUGGGAAUUUCUGUGUUUCUUUGCAUACAAUUUGUACAUUUCCAGCAAUAAUGAAAUCUAUUGUAAAUACUAUCGUUACAUGCUUCCCUUAAUCUCACUGCCUAAAUUGGACCAUAAAUUUGGUCAAAAUGUCUGGCUGUUACCAAUGAUAAACUCCAGUUUAUGGUUAGUUUUGGUUAAUUUAUGUGCUUGUUCAUUUGCGAUUCUCAUGUGAUCAGGAUUAAAGUUGGCAGGUGAAACUGCUUGAUUCAUACCACAGUACUACCACACACCAGGCGAAUAAUCAA
Acanthaster planci (crown-of-thorns starfish) is the source of this 7984-nucleotide messenger RNA. Its product is annotated as structural maintenance of chromosomes flexible hinge domain-containing protein 1-like. Gene Ontology annotation, cellular component: chromosome. Gene Ontology annotation, biological process: chromosome organization; double-strand break repair. The record is from RefSeq and is a predicted model, not a curated record. NCBI's taxonomy places the organism in Eukaryota, Metazoa, Echinodermata, Asteroidea, Valvatida, Acanthasteridae. Gene Ontology annotation, molecular function: protein binding; ATP binding.